Molecule: messenger RNA, 2401 nt
Organism: Phacochoerus africanus (Common warthog)
Lineage: Eukaryota; Metazoa; Chordata; Mammalia; Artiodactyla; Suidae
Product: keratin, type II cuticular Hb5
Exons: 9
Coding region: 76-1602 (508 amino acids)
Biological process (GO): intermediate filament organization; keratinization
Cellular component (GO): keratin filament
Molecular function (GO): structural constituent of skin epidermis
Source: RefSeq, a predicted model, not a curated record
GAAGCUUCCUAAGCAGCGCAUCUGCCACUCUCGAAAUCCCCGCUCACUCAGCCUCCAUCCGCUCAGACCAACACCAUGUCGUGCCGCUCCUACAAGAUCAGCCAGGGAUGUGGGGUCACCAGGACCUUCAGCUCGUGCUCGGCUGUGGCCCCCAAAACUGGCAGCCGCUGCUGCAUCAGCGCUGCCCCCUACCGAGGGGUGUCCUGCUACCGGGGACUGACGGGCUUUGGCAGCCGCAGCGUCUCCGCCGCCCUGGGCUCCUGUGGGCCCCGCAUAGCAGUGGGCGGCUUCCGCGCUGGCUCCGGUGGCCGCAGCUUCGGGUACCGCUCCGGGGGCGUGUGCGGCCCCAGCCCGCCCUGUAUCACCACCGUGUCGGUCAAUGAGAGCCUCCUCACGCCCCUCAACUUGGAGAUCGACCCCAAUGCGCAGUGCGUGAAGCAUGAGGAGAAGGAGCAGAUCAAGAACCUCAACAGCAGGUUUGCUGCCUUCAUCGACAAGGUGCGCUUCCUGGAGCAGCAGAACAAGCUGCUGGAGACCAAGUGGCAGUUUUACCAGAACCAGCGCUGCUGUGAGAGCAACCUGGAGCCUCUGUUCAAUGGCUAUAUCGAGACGCUGAGGCGGGAGGCCGAGCACGUGGAGGCCGACAGCGGGAGGCUGGCCUCCGAGCUCAACCACGUGCAGGAGGUGCUGGAGGGCUACAAGAAGAAGUACGAAGAGGAAGUGGCUCUACGGGCUACGGCUGAGAACGAGUUCGUGGUUCUAAAGAAGGAUGUGGACUGCGCCUACCUGCGGAAGUCAGACCUGGAGGCCAACGUGGAGACCCUGGUAGAGGAGUCUAACUUCCUGAAGCGCCUCUAUGAUGAGGAGCUCCAGAUCCUCCAUGCCCACAUCUCAGACACCUCCGUCAUCGUCAAGAUGGACAACAGCCGGGACCUGAACAUGAAUUGUGUUGUCGCCGAGAUCAAGGCUCAGUACGACGAUGUUGCCAGCCGCAGUCGGGCUGAGGCUGAGUCCUGGUACCGCAGCAAGUGUGAGGAGAUGAAGGCCACGGUGGUCCGGCACGGGGAGACCCUGCGCCGCACCAAAGAGGAGAUCAACGAGCUGAACCGCAUGAUCCAGAGGCUGACGGCCGAGAUUGAAAAUGCCAAGUGCCAGCGGGCCAAACUGGAGGCUGCCGUGGCUGAAGCUGAGCAGCAGGGCGAGGCAGCUCUCAAUGAUGCCCGCUGCAAGCUGGCGGAGCUGGAGGCCGCCCUGCAGAAGGCCAAGCAGGACAUGGCCUGCCUGGUCAAGGAGUACCAGGAGGUGCUGAACUCCAAGCUGGGCCUGGACAUCGAGAUUGCCACCUACCGGCGCCUGCUGGAGGGCGAGGAGCACAGGCUGUGCGAAGGCGUGGGCUCCGUGAACGUCUGCGUCAGCAGCUCCCGCGGCGGAGUCAGCGGUGGAGGCCUCACCUAUAGCACCACCCCGGGCCGCCAGAUUACCUCUGGCCCCGUGGCCACCGGCGGCAGCGUCACGGUGAUGGCGCCCGACUCCUGCGCCCCCUGUCAGCCCCGCGCUUCCAGCUUCAGCUGCGGGAGCAGCCGGUCGGUUCGCUUUGCAUAGAGUCAGGAGGCCGCACCUGCGUCCCCCCAGCACAGAGUGGUGUGUGAAUGGAAAAGGUGUGCUUGCUUCCAGAAUCUUCCAUGUGUUCCCAUAAGGGAAAGACCCUUCGCUGCUCUCCGCCACCUUCUCAUGUUUUAGGGAGUUGUUUCCUGGUUCUCUUCCAGGCUUCAGUUAGCCAUUCCCGGCCCUGUCACUCAACUCUGAUUUGAUUUCUAAAUACCCGCGGCCAAUUUGUAUUAUUCACCAAGCUCUCUGGGACCCUACCAGUCAUCUGGAGCGGCUGGACAUCAUGGAAGCUUAGUCUUCCCCUGGCACAAGGAAUAAGCUUAACCAUCCAGCCAGGCCUCCCACAACCUGAUAAUCAGGAAGGAACCCCACCCUCCCCAGCAGCUCCCCUCUCCUGGCUGCGAAGGUCUUUGCAGGAAGGAAGCACUUGCCCCUUGGUCAUUUUUAUUUGUGUUUUGCUUGUCCCUCUGAAUGGCUGCCUUCUUCUGAGUUAACCUGUUCCAGCCAAAUGCCUCCUGUGACCUCCCAGUUGAGAGGCCCAUUAUGGGGAGAAUUCUUUUGACUUUGGACAGGUUUGUUAUUCAGUGCACCUUGACACAUUUCAAAGAAAACUCCAUGGUUGUUCCAGAUCGCCCCCUGCUGGUGCAAGAGGGAAUCUGUCCAAUGCGGAGGGGGUGGGAUGGAGAAGGUUAGGCCAUUUCCUGGGUCUCCCUCUUGUUAUGACUGUCUGUGGGUGCCUCGCCUUCUGGGUUGUCUCGAUCUGUGUUUCAAUAAAUGCUGCUGCGAUGCAAAG